Messenger RNA from Epinephelus moara (kelp grouper), 4832 nucleotides. RefSeq names its product OX-2 membrane glycoprotein-like. The transcript is spliced from 6 exons. Gene Ontology annotation, molecular function: cell-cell adhesion mediator activity. NCBI's taxonomy places the organism in Eukaryota, Metazoa, Chordata, Actinopteri, Perciformes, Serranidae. Bases 435 to 1421 code for a protein of 328 amino acids. The record is from RefSeq and is a predicted model, not a curated record.
UGGCCGUCUGACGCUGCUGCUCUCUUCUGCCAUGGUGAAUUGAGUAAACUCUCAUUACGCCUUCACGCGGCGCAUUUAAGGGCGAGGAGAGGGGCUCAUUUGAUUGGUGUGAUGUGUGUAAAACCCACUCCACGCUUUCUCUCCUCCAUCUUCCCUCCGUCCCUCCUACCGGGUAGGAGGGACGGAGGUGGGAAAGAGGAGUAGCUGCGCCAGGGCGCACGGUGUGCCAAACUUACAAAAUCCGCCUGGCCACACCCAGUUGGCGAAGCGCAGGCGUUUACGUACUCCAGAGAUCACCUUUACAUUGUAAUUUUUAUAGUGAAACCACCACGCACAGAGAUAAUGGUUUAACCGAUCUCCUCACCUGCAGUUUUUUGGAUUUAAGCUUUAUUUUAUACAGUCUAUGAUCUAAGCAAAGCAAGCAUAGCAACAACAUGGCUAACGGUGCAGUCCUGUGUCUCCUUUUUGUGUCGGGGUUCUGUCAGAAAGGUCUAGCAGCUGUGAUAGAGACUCAGCAGACUGUGAUGGCAGUAGUGGGAGGCAAAGCCUGCUUAAACUGUCAGCUGAUGCAACCUAAAGAUGUUCGUCAAGUGUCGUGGCAGAAAGUUUUACCUGAGGGGGAGAAGAAUCUUGCAUCUUACAACAAAUACUUUGGUCAGAAAGUGAAUGAUGGUUUUCAGGAUAAGGUGGAGUUUAAAGAUGCUGGACUGCAGAACUGUUCCAUAGUUAUCAGGAGGGUGACGGAGGAAGAUGAAGGAUGCUAUCGGUGUCUGUAUAGCACCUACCCUGACGGAGCUCUCAUAGCUAGAACAUGCCUCCAACUCUAUGAGCUGCAUGAACCCGUUCUACAUGUCAGAGAAUCAAACUCUUCUGAAGAGGCAGUUGUGUCCUGCUCGGCCACAGGUCGACCUGCUCCCACAGUAACACUGACUGUCCCUCACUACAACUCUACCAGUGUCACCAACACCAACGCUACAGUCACUGUCACCGCUACAGCCGUGCUGCCUCGUCUCCAUGGCAACAGCACACAGGUUGGAUGUGCAGUGCGAGUGCUCUCUGGUCCUCAGAUAGAGGUGUUUACCAUGAUUCCUGAGGUCACACUGUCGUCUGCUGAUGAUGUCACUUUGAUCAUUGUGUUGGUCGUGGUCAUGUCCUUUGUUUGUGUUGCUAUCAUUAUCGCCGGCCUACUUAUUCAAAAACAUCGCAACUGUGUGUCACACAGAGACUCUGAGAAGAACAAGACACCACAAAAAACAACCAAAGACACUGAAGAGUCCAAAACACCUUUACUGAAUCAAGAGAACGAGGUGCGGCAACGGAUGUCCACUGGGAAAAAGAAAGAAAAUGUCUCCCCAAAAGAAUCAUCUCUGAGAGCAGGGUGUCAGCGACAACUGAGUCAGCAGUUCACCGACACACAAUGACCCCUGCCUCAAAGCCUAAAAUCGUGUAUAAGAUGAAUGUUUGAGUACAACACAGAGAACAUGUCUGUCCCAGUUAAAAGAUAAUGGCCCUCAUUUAUCAGUCUAUUAUACAAAUCAGUGCAAAUCCAAGGACAGAAAUCAUCUGAUAGGGUGUGCUUGUAAUUCAAGAAACGUUCUUAUCUCGCCAAUCACAGCAUAGGAAUGAUCAGGUGUUGACAUGGCAGCUAAAGACAAUCGCCAAAAGAAAAUCAUCACUCCAGUCAGCAACUCAAUGGACAACUGAACUCGAUGUGGGAAUAUUUAAUUCAUGCAUCCAUUAUAUUUCAGUCUUCAUAUAUACGUUAAUAUGAAAUAUGAAGUGACAAACACCGCACUGGAUAUAGUCUAAUAACAUUUUUCCUCAGUUAGAUCUACUAAAACUGCGUACAGGAAUAGAGACUUGAUGUGAGAUCUGACCGAGGCCUCCACCGGUCUGUCAGCUACUUAAAUUUACACGACCAUCAGAAGCAUAUCUACUGUAGUAACGGCUCUUAUGUAAAAAGUCAAGAACAGCCAUGCUUGCAAUUAUUACUUUUAAAUGCUGUUUUCUAGCGAUCUUGAUCUAAUAAUUUUGUUUUCUUCAGAAAUGAGCUUCGUUGUUAUAACAGCAUUACAAAAUAAUUGGAAGCACAGCUGUUUCCAGCUUCUACAGAGGAGUCUUGUGUUAAAGGUACAUUCAAUAAAAUUACAAAUGUGCCAUUAAAACAUCAAAUUUAAAUUAAUUUUGUCUAAUAAGCAGCAUCGUGACUCAUUAAAGGGACUGUGGGGAUUGAAUAUGUGCACUAUUACUUUGGUAAAAUAUUUAACAAAAUAAGAGUACAACAGAGAGUCACUGAAACUUUUAAAAAUGAUUCAAUAGGUCUUAAAAACUUUUAACCCUCACAAUUUAUGAGAGGAUUUAGAGCCAGAUGAGCUGUGAAAAGAAACUGGCAAUUGAUUAAAAAUCAAUACUGGAAGUACAAAUAAUUAGGGUCUGGGCAGCUAAGCUGCCAGGACACUAUUGUAAUCCUAGGUAUUCUUCUUCUUUCUUUCUUCUUCCGAGGAAAUCAUAUUUCCCGUGGGAGAAAACUCACCAAACUUUGCACAAAGGUCCAGUCUCAUGCUAGAUAUCCUCAGCUGUAAAGUCAAGCCAAUAAUCCUGAUGGUGGCGCUACAGCAAGCGUCUAAAGUUCAAAACUUUGAAAAUUCAUAACAAAUCAACCAUACGUGCUACAACUUCACAACUUUCAUCAAACUGUAGCCCCAAUACUGAAGAAACUUUUGUACAUUUAAACCUAUUAAAAAUUAUGAAGUUCAUCACUCUGUUUUUUUCAAAAACUGUAAAACUUCUUAAACCUAUCUCCUCCCACAAUUUUUGCUCAAUUGACACCAAACUUGCUACAGAGCAUCUUCAGACUGUCCUACAAAAACUAUGUUUCUCAGAUUUUUGAUUUAUCAAAAAUUGAGCCUACAGUGCAUCAAAAUGUUUGACUGUAAACGGUACUGUAAACAUAUACAUGCAAAUUCUUGCUAAAUAAAUCUUCAAUGUUCAUGAAAAAAAUUACAAAAUUCUAUUCAUUCAAUUCAUGGUAGAUGAUGUUUGGCAAAUUUCAGAAUUGUAUCUCAAAAACUGAAUUUUUGACAGCAUUUUGAAUUUUGCUCAAAUGUGAACAAUUGGAGUCAAUGCAAAAAUGGCAAUUUUAAACAUCAGUUUUUCACUUAUGGAGCAAAUCAAUCAUUGCUACAAACAAAUUACCAACAUCUCCAUGCUGUCUAGAUGCAAUAUGUGUAUUUUCAGAUUUUUGUUUUGAUAACUGAAUUUUUUACAGUGGUUUGAAAUCUGCUUUUCCAUGCAUGGAUGGCUGCUAAACCUGCACGUCUGGCUUAGUCAAUUUGUGAAGCUACACAUGAAUUUUCACUGACUAAUUAGCUCAGUGAGAUAGAAAUUGAUCCUCAGUCUCAGAGGUUGUGAGUUCCAGCCUCAGCUGGUACAAAAGGCAGAUUGUGUUGCUAAAAUCCUAAAUGUCUUCCAAUUCUUCUGCUUGUUGCUCAGAAUUGCCUAAAAAUGCCCGCAUUCGACCCAUUGCUGCGCAGCAGCCAUAAUUUGUGAUGUAUUUCUUGCAGUUCAUUGAAUGUCUGUAGCAGAUUUUUAGCAGCACAAGCACAACAUGGCCACCAGAGGUCAUGCUUUCCUUCAGUUUACCUAAAGAAGAAUUAAGGUCUAAAACCCUACAAUUUAAAACUGAACUGAAAAUAAAACAUCUGUGUUUCUUUGGCUGGGAAAAUAAAUGCAGUCAAAAUGGUAAUUCUGCCACAAUCUGAGGGUGGUUUUGACCUGCCACACUCUAAAGUUUACUACUGGACGGCUCACUUAAGCAUCGUAUCAUGGUGGGAAAAGGGCCCAGCAGCUGACUCAAGUGGCUGCCCAGUAUGGCAAUCACUAGAGCGUGUUCUUUGCUUCUUGCCCUUCUUAACAGCCCCACCAAAACAUCUGUCUUGAAAGUGUGCAUAAAUGCUCCGUUAACUCUAGACGCAAUGUGAUACUAUUUAAAACAGUGCAUUGACUGUUCUACUCCAAAGACAGAUUGCAUUAGACUUUCCCUGUUUCCCCCCUUUGUAGAAGAUACAAAUAGGCAGAUGGGACAUCAAGACAUUCUCUUUGAACAUGUCAGGAAUUGUUUAUUUACUGGAAAAGUAUACUUGAAUGUUUCUCUAAUGCAUUUGAGGGGAACUGGGAACCUAACCCACUAGCUGCUGUCCUAGGGGCCAGCAGGAAGGAGAACAGCUUUUCCAAUCCUGAUAGGAGAGGAAGAUGGAAUGACAGGAGAUAAAUUAGGCACACCUGUGAGCGGGGGAAGGGGGAAAUCCAUCAACAAGCUGCAUGAAGGAGAAUGGAGAGGAGUUAGAGUGGUUCAAGGAGAGGAGAAUCAAAAUUUACUUCAGUUAUGGACAUUCUUUGCUCAAAAACCUCAAACGGAGAAACAUAAAAUUAAAAGUAGAGUGAGCAGUAGUUAAAUCAAGGAUCAUCUGGGCCACAUAAACGUUCUGGAUAACAAAGCUCCUUGAGGAAGUGUGCUGAUCCCAGAUGAGGUGGAAUGAAAGGACUCUUCAUCUAACUGUGUCACCUGUUUGGAUGCACCGGUGGACUUCUUUGCAGUGUCCGUCUGAUAAGUUCUCUUUUACUGCCCUCUCCUAGCUUCUCCCUUACUCACAGUACUUACUUCUGCAUUGAAUUGACGUUGCAACUAGGCGUAGACUCUGCGUCAACAUGGAGCCUUUGCUGUAAGUUGUGGCAACACAGACCUCCUGCCUAUUUUUGUAAGCUGAAAUCAUUUCCCUCAGUAGAAACGAAGCUUAAUUUCACAGAUAAGAAACAAUAAAUUGUGAAGACAA